UGCUGUGCUGUGCCGGCGCUCCGGUCUAUUAGUCAAAGAGUUCUUCUGGUUUAGAUGACUUUCUACUGUCGCUACUCUCCUACUAUGCAGACAGAUAACUGUCACUAAAGAAGACUCGUCACAGACUGUCAUGUGGUAAGAGCGGCCCCAGAGUUGUGUGCACCUCUGUGGACUCAUUUUACAGUCAACUCCAGCCCUCGUCUCUUUCCUCGUUGCUCCCCUGAAAACCCGAACAUCCUCCUCAGAAGGACAUUGGUUACUCCCCACAUUCCUCCUCAAUGGAGGGUAGAGUGCACACACGCAGCCGGCUGCUCAGGCUCAGGUCCACGAUGACGAGCAUAGGGCUCCAGAGGAGGCUAUGGCUGUGCUUCCUGGGUGUCAGCUUCCUGCCAGUCAUCUAUUUCAUCUAUUUGAACCUUGAGAUCACCUGGCACAUGGACAACCUGAACCUGACACAAUUCCCUGGCAUCUGGUACACACAGGAACCCAAGAGGUUACAUGACCCUGAAGAACCUCUUGUUGUCAAUACGCUGUCAGAUACUACUAUUAUCGCACCACCAACACCUUUAAGUUUAAAGGUGAAGUCCACAUCCCCUGCCAGAGUCAGACCGUCAACAGAACCUGGAGCCAGGACUACCAAGGGCUCUGAUCUUAAAGGUGCUCUCCUCAAGUCCGCCAAACCAACAGAGCCACCAUUCAUUGGCGACAGCUACUACAGUGAAGAUGCCCCACCUCAAACAGACUGUCCAGACAGUAUUCGUAGCAGGGUGCCCCAGACAGAUUUUGGGGUACGGUAUCUGGGCAGGAUCCCUGUGCUUCAGUGGGCCAAGCAUGCCACUCUAGAACAGUACCAGCGCCUCCGUCAGUAUCCAGGGACUCAUGGCUGGGCAAACCUCGACUUUAACACUCUGGUGUCGACCCUAUCUGUUCUCAACACGUCAGCCAACUGGCACAUGUUUGAUGACUGGGAUCGUCGUAGCAACGGCUCACGGUGUGUCCGCUGUGCUGUCGUGGGCAACGGAGGGAUUCUGAAUGAUUCAAAGAAAGGCCACGAGAUUGACCAGCAUGACUACGUAUUCAGGACCAACGGAGCUGUCAUUAAAGGCUUUGAGCAGGAUGUGGGCUCCAGAACAUCCUUCUACACGUUCUCCACCAACACACUCCGUAACUCCAUGAGGAGCUACGCCAGAGCGGGCUACAGAGGACCACCGCUCUCUGAGGAGACACGCUAUGUCUUCCUGCCAGACCAUGACAGGGAUUAUCUGCUGAUGAAAGCAGCUGCCACACACACUCCAGUAGAAAGAGGACCAGAAAUGAGCAAAACACCUCCCACAUACUUUGGAGGAAAUGUGACCGUAGAAAAGUUGAAGAUGUACCAUCCAGAUUUCAUACGCUACAUCAGAAACAGGUUCCUCCGGGCCCACGCCAUGCAGACCAAAUACAAGGACAUCUACCGUCCAUCAACAGGUGCUGUGAUGCUGCUGGCUGCGAUACACACCUGUGACCAGGUGAACGCGUAUGGCUUCAUGACUCCAGACUAUGUGAAGUACUCUGACCACUACUUCGACCGCCAAUAUCACCCAGUGGGUUUCUUCAUUAACCACGACAUGAGGAUGGAGAUGACACUGUGGCAACAACUCCACCGUGCAGGCCUCAUCACUCUCUACAUGCGCCAGUGAACUCAGGAACUAACUCACUCAAGGUUGCUACGGCAACGACCACCUCCCGUAGGAUUAAAAAAAAUAGUCAUAAACUGUAUAUAUUUAUAUAUUAUUGAACAAAAAAAUAUAAAUUCAACAUGGUGUUGGUUUUAUGAGCUGAAAUAAAACAUCCCAGAAAUGUUCCGUAUGCACAAAAAGCUUAUUUCUCUCAAAUGUUGUGCACAAAUUUGUUUACAUCCCUGUUAGUGAGCAUUUCUCAUCUGCCAUCUGACAGGUUUGGCAUUUUAGGCAGAGUUCCUCUGUUCAGUGUCUGUGUUCUUUUGACCAUCUUAAUCUUUUAUUGGCCAGUCUGAGAUAUGGCUUUUUCUUUGCUACUCUGCAUAGAAGGCCAGCAUCCCGGAGUCGCCUCUUCGCCGUUGAGACUGGUGUUUUACGGGUACUAUUUAAUGAAGCUGCCAGUUGAGGACUUGUGGGGCGUCUGUUUCUCAAACUAGACACUCUAAUGUACUUGUCCUCUUGCUCAGUUGUGCACCGGGGCCUCCCACUCCUCUUUCUAUUCUAACUAGAGCCAGUUUGUGCUGUUCUGUGAAGGGAGUAGUACACAGCUUUGUAUGAGAUCUUCAGUUUCUUGGCAAUUUCUUGCAUAGAAUGACUUUCAUUUCUAAAGAACAAGAAUAGACUGACGAGUUUCAGAAGAAAGUUAUUUGUUUCUGGCCAUUUUGUGCCUGUAAUCGAACCCACAAAUGCUGAUGCUCCAGAUACUCAACUAGUCUAAAGGCCAGUUUUAUUUCUUAUUUAAUCAGAACAACAGUUUUGAGCUGUGCUAACAUUAUUGCAAAAGUGUUUUCUAAUGAUCAAUUAGCCUUUUAAAAAUGAACUUGGAUUAGCUAACACAGUGUGCCAUUGGGACACAGGAGUGAUGGUUGCUGAUAAUUGGCCUCUGUACGCCUAUGUAGAUAUUCCAUUAAAAAAAUUGUCAUUUACAACAUUAACAAAGUCUACACUGUAUUUCUGAUAAAUUAGAUGCUAUUUUAA
Molecule: messenger RNA, 2696 nt
Organism: Oncorhynchus masou masou (cherry salmon)
Lineage: Eukaryota; Metazoa; Chordata; Actinopteri; Salmoniformes; Salmonidae
Product: alpha-N-acetylgalactosaminide alpha-2,6-sialyltransferase 2-like
Exons: 10
Coding region: 279-1679 (466 amino acids)
Molecular function (GO): sialyltransferase activity
Source: RefSeq, a predicted model, not a curated record